AUGAUGAGCAGGAGGUGGAUACAGAACCCGAAUAAGUGCGCAGACGAAUACUUGGAUGGAAUCGAGGAUUUUAUUGACUUUGCACGGACACACAACCCGGGUGCAACUAGAAUCCGGUGUUCUUGCAGGAGGUGUAACAACAUGUUGUGGGAGACAAUUGAACAUGUUCGAUUUCAUUUAGUAAGGAAUGGAGUGAUUGAGACAUACAGCACUUGGAACCAUCACGGGGAACAAUUAGACAUCGCUUCGUCUUCAAGGGCCACAAGAGUGGACAAUGUUGAACGCAUUGUGGAUCCUAAUGAACAACAGCAACAAGGGGAAGAUGAUGUGCCUACACCAACGGAUAGUGCAGAGUUUGAACAGUAUGAAAAACUGUUAAGAAAUGCUAACCAAGAGUUAUACCCGGGGUGCGAGAGCUUUUCCGUUCUGACGGCGAUUGUGGAGCUAAUGCACGGAAAAAUAAAGUAUCGUAUGUCGAAUUUGUGUUUCGAUUACUUUUUGGGGGUUUUUAAGAAAAUGCUUCCAACGGAUAAUUGUUUGCCGAAAGAUCACAGACAGGCACGGAAGAUGUUGAGUGGUCUUGGAUUGGGUUAUGAAAAGAUCCACAUGUGCAAAAAUAACAUGUUAUUCUACAAAGAGUAUGAAACGUUGGAUACAUGCCCUAUAUGCAAUGAGUCGAGGUUCAAACAGACCUCUCAGAAUAGAAUGAGUAAGAUUCCACAAAAAGUCAUGCGUUAUCUGCCCCUGAAACCAAGGUUGCAGCGAUUGUAUAUGUCGACGCAUACUGCAACAGACAUGAGAUGGCAUAAGGAAAAACGGGUAGACGACGAUGUGAUGCGGCAUCCUGCAGAUGGGGAGGCAUGGAAAGAGUUCGAUCGAACGUUCCCCGAGUUUGCUACUGAUCCCCGAAAUGUGAGGUUGGGACUUGCCACUGACGGAUUCAAUCCAUACAGGGUUCUAAACCAACACCACAACACUUGGCCUAUUUUUGUAUUCCCAUAUAAUUUGCCGCCUUGGAAAUGCAUGAGAAAAGAGUACAUGAUGAUGACUGUUUUGAUAACUGAGGAACCUGGCAGGUCAAUCGAUGUGUACUUAAGGCCGUUGGUUGAUGAGCUCAAAGAUUUAUGGACAAACGGGGUGCGCACGUACGAUAAAUCCACUGGGAAGAUGUUCGAUUUGCGGGCGGCAGUUAUGUGGGGUAUGCAAGGAAGAUGUAACUUCUGA
Molecule: messenger RNA, 1224 nt
Organism: Prunus avium (sweet cherry)
Lineage: Eukaryota; Viridiplantae; Streptophyta; Magnoliopsida; Rosales; Rosaceae
Source: RefSeq, a predicted model, not a curated record